AUGUGCUGUCACUGCCGGCUCUCGCAGAAUUCGGUGUUAGAGGUGGAGGCUGCUGAGGAGGUUGUGAUGGCUACUGGCGAGCUGAACCCAAAUCACUACCCCGCUCAGAGGGCGGCCAAGGUGGUCCAACACUACCUCAACACGCGCCACGGGUCCCCGUACCGACUGUUUGGCCUGCAGCGCGUCCACAGCGGGAACGCGGAGGACGUGGCCGACUCCGGGAGAAAGUACCAGCUGGAGAUUUCAGUGCACGAGAUCAUCAGCAAUACGACGCAGAAGUGCUCAGCAGAGGUUUUCUUUCCACGAGGGGAAAAGCAACUCUCUGCCCAGGUCAAGGCCUCCCCGUGCGAGGAACUCCUGAGUAACGACGUAAAAGCCCAAGAGGAGGCCUUAUACCAGCGGUACAGCAGCAACCAGAGCCUGAUGUCGGCGGAAUAUUUACCUGAUAGCUACGGUCACAUAGAGCCGGACAUGAAGCCUUUCUGGCACCUGGCCAUCGUGGCCUCCAGCUCCAUCAUGCUGAACGAAUCCACAGAAAACACCCUGUACAACAUGGCUCAGGUGGCCAACAUCACACAGCUGGCGACUGAGAACGAACAGCUAAAGUUUCAGGCCCACAUUCUGCUGCAUGAGAUGGUGUCCCAGGAAAUCCUUCACUGGAAGCUGCUGUUCAGCUGGUCCUCUGCAGGAGGAGUGACUGUGCUGCAGACGGAGCAGCUCCCUCACUGCCACGAGUGUGAAAAACCUCCGGCCACAAGCUAA
Messenger RNA from Menidia menidia (Atlantic silverside), 762 nucleotides. NCBI's taxonomy places the organism in Eukaryota, Metazoa, Chordata, Actinopteri, Atheriniformes, Atherinopsidae. The record is from the annotation of a GenBank genome assembly.